GUCUUCACUAUCGUCUGUUCAAUUUCAAGUGUGGCGGUGAUUGUUGUCGAAAUUAUGUUGAUCUAAUCCGACGACAGACGACGUUUUCUGUUGUUGUCACGUAACCAGUUUAUUUACUUUCCAGUACCGGCAUUUGCUUCUGGUAACAAUUAGAAAUUGUGGAAAACUUCUGGGCAUAUUUUUAGUAAUAGCCGUAUAACGUUUAUGAUGUUGCCUUCUGAAGAAAGUUUUACAUAAGCAUCAGAAUGAUAAAGUGGCUGUUGUCUCUCAUUCGUUCAAUAUUGGACAGGAUUGUGAAUUUUUUUUGGCCCAAAGACACAAGUGAAUUUACUCUACCUGUUUACAUAAAAGCUGCGGGGGGGAAAACAUUUCUUAUUGAAAUGAGUCGGGAAUGGGACGUGGCUCGGAUAAAGAAGUUUAUAGCUCCAAAACUUGGCCUAAAAGUCGAAGACAUCAGCAUUAUCCUUGCUGGUAAAAGUCUUGCAGAUGAUCUCCUACUAGAGGAAUGUGAUCUUGGUCACAAUAGCAUUCUUAAUGCUGUCAAACUUAAGGUGGUAAAAAAAGAUGAUGCAAUACCUUCUAAUGAAAAGAAGCCAGGAGUCACACCGUUUCACCAGGAUAAGCCUUUAUGUGAAACACUGCUUGACCUGCAAUUGACAGAAGAAGAACAAAAGUUACUGCACAAAUCACUUGUCCAGAAUGGUAAACUGCGGGUCCGUUGCAGCCUUUGCAAAGCCGGUGCCUUUACAGUAGACCGAGAUCCGUGCUGCUGGGAUGAUGUCUUGCGACCAGAACAAGUAAGCGGCACUUGCCAAAUAGAAGGUUGUGAUCAUUCGUGGGCCGAAUUCUACUUCAAAUGUGCACACCAUCCUUCACAAGGAGAGAUGGAUUCUACCCUUCCACUCUAUCUGGUCAAAUCGAAUUUCAAACAGGUCCAAUGUCUGGCCUGUAUGGAUGUUAGUGAUCCUGUGUUGGUUUUCCAGUGUUCCAGUUCCCAUGUGAUAUGUUUAGACUGCUUUCAACAGUACUGUAUAUCUCGGUUGAACGAGAGACGCUUUGUUUUCAAUUCAAAUAUCGGUUACACCCUACCCUGCCCAGCUGGAUGCGAAAACUCAUUGAUUGAUGGAACCCAACAUUUCAAAAUACUUGGAGUUGAGCAGUACCAGCGCCUUCUGCACUUUGGGGCAGAGGAAUACGUUAUGUCAGUAGGUGGUGUGCUUUGUCCACAACCCGGAUGUGGCAUGGGCUUACUUGCAGACCCUUCUUGUAGACGGAUUCAGUGCAGAGGAGGAUGUGAGUUUGUUUUUUGCCGCGAUUGUUUACAAGGUUAUCAUAUUGACGAAUGUCAACCAAAUGGAGACGGUAAUUUUCAAUCCAUGUUGACUACCACCGAGUAUGUUGUUGAUCCUAGACGAGCUGCACAGGCCAUGUGGGAUGCAGACAGUCGCGUUACUAUCCGUGUCACUUCAAAGCCGUGCCCAAGCAGAACGCCAACUGAACGCGAUGGAGGUUGUAUGCAUAUGAUUUGUACGCGCCAACAGUGCGGGUUCCAUUGGUGCUGGGUUUGCCAGACUGAGUGGACGAGGGAGUGCAUGGGAAGUCACUGGUUCGGAUAAUUUGGACAUCUUUUAACCUGUAACGACUGCCUUCGAUUGUCGCCUAGAAUCAAAAAGAAGAGUGUAUCUUUCUUUUCGCUAUGCUAGUAGCGAAAUUGAUGACAUUUGGUUCCUAUUAUGGACAUCUAGUUAAAUAUGUAAAAUAGAAUUGAAACGGUUCAUUAUCUAAAAUAAAAUAUUUAAAAUACUGUUCUACAGAUAGAAAAUUGAUAAGUCUAAGAUGACUCUAAGUUCGUCCGUCCGUUAUGAUAAUAAAAUAUUGCAAUUUCCCGUGCUCCACCAAGUGAGGGUCUAAACAAGUUUAGUGUUACCGGCAGAAGGUGUACCUGGAGUGAUAAAUACCACAUGUAUAGCCGAUGAAAAUAAAGCCAGAAAAGAUGCC
Daphnia carinata is the source of this 1998-nucleotide messenger RNA. RefSeq names its product E3 ubiquitin-protein ligase parkin-like (gene park). Gene Ontology annotation, molecular function: zinc ion binding; ubiquitin protein ligase activity; ubiquitin conjugating enzyme binding. Lineage: Eukaryota; Metazoa; Arthropoda; Branchiopoda; Diplostraca; Daphniidae. Gene Ontology annotation, biological process: positive regulation of proteasomal ubiquitin-dependent protein catabolic process; autophagy of mitochondrion; regulation of apoptotic process. Gene Ontology annotation, cellular component: mitochondrion; cytoplasm; cytosol. The record is from RefSeq and is a predicted model, not a curated record.